This is a messenger RNA of Cuscuta campestris, 2745 nucleotides long. The record is from the annotation of a GenBank genome assembly. Lineage: Eukaryota; Viridiplantae; Streptophyta; Magnoliopsida; Solanales; Convolvulaceae.
ACCAGCUUUUCUUCCACAUUUUUUUUCUUGCUUCUUCAAAAACUCUAAUCCCAGCUUUCGUCGUCUCUAGAUGAUGAAUUGGUGAUGAUCGAAGCUUGUUUGGAUGCAUGUGCAGUAGCAGUAGCAGCAGAGAACGCAGAUCGCUCGCGCUUUUGCAUCACAUCCACAUUUUAAUCGGCCAAAGCAUCAGUCUCUUGCAAGAGCAAUGCGCUUUUCCUUACCAGCACAGCAGGUCAGAAGAUAUGUUCCGGACUCUAUCUUUAAACGAAAACCUGCUGCUAUAAUUUUCAGGUGGUUGUUUUGUGGAGUGGAAGAUUAGGUGAUGGUGUUUUCCAUUUUUGUUGGUGUGUGCUUAGAUUGAUUGGCUUUCAAGAUGUUUGUAUUUUGUAACUCGCAAACUGUGGCGUUCAUACAUAAUUCAUCUGCAUUGGAGAAUUAAGUUUGUGAAACAUUUGGCGUUCCGUGUGGACAAAGAAUCAGGAUUGUUGAGAACAAGAAGAAAAGAAUUAGUCCUUUAAGGACAAAUACAGAGAGAUGGGUCUGCUUCGCAUCUUAUCCGAUGACGAUCCUGCUCAUGAGGUGAAAAGCUUAUUUGUUGAACCUACGUCCACAUCCUCCCAUUUUGCUGUCUCGGAUCAUUUACGUGGAAGACACUCAAUAGUAGGCAUAUCCUCACCUAGAGGACUAGUUAAUGGCAGCCUUGGAGAUUUCAAGUGUAAAACCACUGUAGAGUUACCAAAAUUUACAAAUAAGAUGUUUGAUAGUGAAGGGAUGGAGACAAAAGAGAGCCACCCCCUGUCCAGGAAUGCUGGCUUUGAAUUUGGUGGAAGUACAACUUCGUCUUCUCAUUUAGAUGGAGUUUCAUGUAAUUAUGGUCAGCAUUCUAAUGUUUGUGAAAUAGACCCUAGCAGAUCUGCUGGAAGGAAACAGCUAUUCUCACCGUUGACAAGCAUGCUUUAUGGCAAGCAUGUCAAUGGAGAUUCUUUAGAUGCAGGCGAUGGUUGUAAUCUUCAAAAGAAUUUUCCUGUUGAUUUUGAUAAUUAUAGUAAGCUUAUAAUCCGAGAUAGUAUGAAGUCAAAUAUCAUAUCCAAUGGUCAGACAAGGAUACCAAUCUCAUGUGUAUCCAAGUCCUCCAGAGUUUUGGUCCCUUUGGAACAAGAUGACAUUUGCAGUCACAACAGACUGAAGCCUGGGGUCUUAACAGAUGGACCAAUUCCAGUUGAUAAAGAACUACCCACAUUUAAUCGUGCGCCAGAAUAUGAAACAAAUGAAUAUAUGGCAGAUCUGAUGUCUACCAGAAUGGUGGCCUCAUCCACUAUUUCUUUAUCUCCCCUCUGCCCAAAAGUUUUUGAGAAGAAGAAAACAGCAUGCAGUGGCAGAAAGAUGGUCAAAUGCUUAGAAUAUCCCUUAGGUGGUUUCUUUCCUUCAGAUGAUGGGAGUUUUAAAAAUGGAAGUGAAUCAUGGACAGAGCCUGACAUCUACAAACAAAUUCGGCCCUCAUUUCCUGAAGAAAGAAAUCCUGGAACCGGUUGGCCAUUUGCUUUCUCUCACAGGGUGGACACUGCAACACUAUGUGUAAUGGCUAGAAGUGUGAGAUGCCCCCCUGUUAGAAGGUCACUUAUUGGUUCAUUUGAAGAAUCCUUGUUGUCUGGCCGGCUAUCAUCUGGAAGAUUUAGUAAGAAAAUAAAUGGUUUUCUAGCUGUAUUGAGUGUUACUGGAGGGCAUUUCUCUCCAAAAUCUAGGAAACUACCUUUUUCGGUUAGCAGCAUUGAUGUUGAGAGAUGCCUACUGUACUAUGCUUCUGUUGAUCUUGCUGGACCAUUAUCAUCUGAAAACUACAGAGGAAACAAUUUGAAGAGAGGAAUUGGUGAUGACGAUUCAAGAAAUGAAAAGGGUCGGUUCCGUAUCCCAAUGAAAGGGCGCAUACAAUUGGUUUUAAGCAACCCGGAGAAGACUCCCGUGCACACUUUCUUUUGUAACUAUGAUUUAUGCGACAUGCCAAGGGGUACAAAGACAUUCUUGCGCCAGAAGAUCUUGCUCUCUCCGUAUGGCUCAAGCUGUCCAGGUGAGAAAAAGGAUAGCAGUGAGGGAGUGAGACAACCCACUGCUUCUUUUCCAAAGGUUAAUAAGAACGGAAACACAACUGGUCCGGGUGAUGUGAUUCGAUAUGCUCUUCAUCUACGGUUCCUGUGUCCUCAAAAGAAAAGCACCCCCCGGUCUGCCCAAAGAUGCAAACCCGAUAAUCCUCAAUCUUUGUCUGAAAGAGGCAAAGCAGGUGAUAAAGACGACCGGGUGUUCUAUCUGUACAGCGAUUUAAGGGUUGUAUUUCCACAACGCCAAACAGAUUCUGAGGAGGGAAAGGUAUAUAUGUGCUUGAACGGAUUUGGAUGUGGUGGACUCAUCAACCAUCCUGAUGGAAUCUCAAACACACAAUUGAUAUCAUAAGAUUCCAUGUGGCUGGUUGGUCGAGUACGUAAAUAUCAUAUGAUAAACUCAUUUGCUGAACCUCAUUUUUGGCUUAUUAACCAAUUUUUUCGCUAAAUACCGACAUUUUUUUUGGCUUACAUACGUUUAACAUCUCUUUGGUUGCUUGUGUGCCUCUCUACUUUGUGAGUUGACAAAAAUAAAAAUGCAAAACUGAUGAAGAAGGUUUUAUUUGGUGGUUGUGGUUGCAGCUGAAGGUAGAGUACCAUUCUCCAGAAAACCCAAAGUACUUUAACAUUGGUUGCUGAGUUAGUCACAUGC